CCACCAUUACAUCACCCCAGAGGAAGCCUUGCACUUGGGUCUUUGUUUGUUUUCCCAACCUGUCUAUCCUCUACGGGCGUGCAGGUAGCAAGGCUAGGCCCUUUGAAGCAGACGGUAAACAUAGCUGGCCUGUGGGAGACGUAGCCGUGAGGUGUUCCAGUGCCAGUCCGUACCUGUACCUGCCUCCUCCUCCUUCUUCUGGUUGCGAUGGACACCACAGGUGGAUCGUCCUUUCUCUGGAUAUGAGAAACGUUCUCCAGUUCAGUGGGAAAGUAUAGAAAAUGUAACGUCUUUUUUUCUUGUGUGGAUGUUGAAGUCUCUCGUGGAUCGAGUAGUGCUGGAUCACAGGGCUCGUUUCCUGUGAGAAGAUGAAAGGUCGUGACUUGUUUGCCGUGCACCUGGAGUGAAAGUGCCACACCGCACACAUGGAGUUCCUCAAGAGCCUCGUGCCCACUGUGAUUUCCGGGGACGCUGGAGGAGCGGUGGAGUCUGGGGGGCUGUUGCCACGGGAGACGGGCCCACGCUUACUGAGGGUGAAGCGUCUUAGUCUGCUGUCGAUGGGCCCAGCUAUCGAGGAAGACCACGAGGGUGGCCCAGGCCAAACUAAUCGACUGUCUCGACUCAUCAGGCAUCGUGCAAAAGCCUCCGUCCCAGUGAGCAGCAGCGCAAAUAGACGCCAUACGGCUCUGUCCGUUCCACUCAGCUGGGAGAAGCGCAGCGUUCAUACCGCAGCUAUGUCCAGCAUCACCAUAGACCCCGAGCUCAAGCCCGGGGAGUUCGUCAUCAAGAGCCUUUUCGCCGAGUUUGCAGUGCUCGCCGAGAAGAAGAUCGAGGUGGUCAUGGCUGAACCGCUGGAGAAGCCUUUAUCCAGAUCUCUGCAGAGAGGGGAAGAUGCGCAGUUUGAUCAGUUAAUAAGCUCUAUGAGCUCGAUAGCAGAACACUGUUUGCCCUCGCUGCUGCGCACACUGUUCGACUGGUACCGGAGGCAGAGCGGCACUGAGGACGAGUCCUACGAAUACAGGCCCAGAUCUAGCACCAAGUCCAAAGGGGACGAACAGCAUCGGGAUAAAGACUACCUACAAGAGAGGAGGGACUUAGCCAUAGACUUCAUUUUUUGUUUAGUUUUAGUAGAGGUUUUGAAACAGAUUCCUCUUCAUCCUGUACCAGAUGCAUUAGUACAUGAGGUUCUUAACUUGGCCUUUAAGCACUUUAAACACAAAGAGGGGUACUCCGGCCCCAACACUGGUAACGUGCACAUCAUUGCAGAUCUGUACGCCGAGGUCAUUGGAGUCCUCACUCAAUCCAAGUUUCAGGCAGUGCGUAAGAAGUUCAUCACAGAGCUAAAAGAACUGCGGCAGAAAGAGCAGAGUCCUCACGUGGUGCAGAGCGUCAUCAGCCUCAUCAUGGGCAUGAAGUUCUUCAGAGUCAAAAUGUACCCUGUGGAAGACUUUGAGGCUUCCUUCCAGUUUAUGCAGGAAUGUGCCCAGUAUUUCCUUGAGGUCAAAGACAAGGAUAUAAAGCAUGCUUUAGCUGGCUUGUUUGUGGAGAUUCUCAUCCCUGUAGCUGCUGCUGUGAAGAAUGAGGUGAACGUGCCCUGCCUGAAGAACUUUGUAGAGAUGCUCUACCAGACUACUUUCGACCUCAGCUCCAGGAAGAAACACUCAUUGGCACUGUAUCCUCUGGUCACAUGUUUGCUGUGUGUCAGUCAAAAGCAAUUUUUCCUCAAUAACUGGCACAUCUUCCUGCAGAACUGCCUCUCACACCUAAAGAUGCCAUCAAACAACAGCAUCCGUAAGCAGAUUGAGACUCUCCAGAACAAAGAUCCCAAAAUGUCUCGUGUAGCACUGGAGUCCCUCUACAGGCUGCUGUGGGUUUACAUCAUCAGGAUCAAGUGCGAGAGCAACACCACCACACAGAGUCGCCUCCUCAGUAUUGUUUCAGCACUUUUCCCCAAGGGCUCCCGCAGUGUGGUACCCAGGGACACACCACUUAACAUCUUUGUCAAGAUCAUUCAGUUCAUUGCUCAGGAAAGGCUGGACUUUGCCAUGAAAGAAAUCAUCUACGACCUGCUCUGUGUUGGAAAGUCUCACAAGACCUUCACCAUCAACCCAGAGAGAAUGAAUAUUGGUUUACGGGCAUUCCUGGUGAUAGCAGACAGUCUCCAGCAGAAAGACGGCGAGCCACCAAUGCCCACCACCGGUGUCAUCCUGCCUUCGGGGAACACCUUACGGGUCAAAAAAAUCUUCCUCAACACCACCCUUACUGAUGAGGAGGCCAAGGUCAUCGGAAUGUCUCUGUACUACCCUCAGGUGAGAAAAGCUCUAGAUAACAUCCUUAGGCACCUGGAUAAAGAGGUGGGCCGCUCCAUGAGCAUGACCAGUGUGCAGAUGUCCAAUAAAGAGCCAGAGGACAUGAUCACUGGGGAGAGAAAGCCGAAGAUCGAUCUGUUCCGGACAUGUGUAGCCGCCAUCCCCAGACUGAUCCCCGAUGGCAUGAGCAGACAAGACCUAAUUGAGCUCCUGGCCAGACUGACGAUUCACAUGGAUGAGGAACUGCGUGGCCUGGCAUUCACCACUCUGCAGGCUCUGAUGGUGGAUUUCUCCGACUGGAGAGAGGAUGUGCUCUCGGGCUUUGUGUACUUCAUCGUGCGGGAGGUGACGGACGUGCACCCCACGCUCCUGGACAAUUCCGUCAAGAUGCUGCUGCAGCUCAUCAUUCAGUGGAGACAAGCUGUACAGAGCAGCAACCGCAGCCAGGACACACAGGGCUCUAAGGGGAGUGGGUGUCUACCUCUUGAGCGGUCUCCUGUCGUGGGUGUGCUGCACGUGGUGGAGGGUCUUGCUCUCGUGGUGCUGUGCAGUUGUAGGCCGGCCACGCGCCGCCUUGCUGUCAACGUCCUUAAAGAAGUGCGCGCACUCCACAACGCCCUGGGCAUCGCCAAGGGUGAUGAGGAGUUGGCAGUAGAUGUGAUGGAUAGAGUGAGCGCUUCCGUACUGGAGAGCUUCAUCCAUCUCACAGGUGCUGAUCAGACCAGCCUGCUGUACUGUCCCAGUGGAAUAGACCUCCAGACUCUGGCCGAGUGGAGCUCUUCUCCCAUCAGCCACCAGUUUGAUGUAGUCAGCCCAUCGCACAUUUGGGUUUUUGCACAUGUGACUCAGGGUCAGGACCCGUGGGUCAUCAGCCUGUCCAGCUACCUACGCCAGGAGAACCUGCCCAAGCACUGCCCCACUGCGCUGAGCUACGCCUGGCAUUUUGCCUCCACCCGGCUCCAGCUGCUCUCUCCACAAGUUGACAUCAAUAGCCCAAUCAAUGCUAAGAAGAUGAACAGCUUGAGCAGCAGCGACUCGUAUGUCGGCCUGUGGAGGAACUACCUGAUCCUUUGUUGCAGCUCCACAACCUCCUCUUCAUCCUCCUCUUCCUCUUCAUCCUCGGCCACCGGCUCUGUCCGCUGUUCCCCUCCAGAGACGCUGGCGUCUACCCCAGACAGUGGAUACAGUUAUGAGUCAAAGAUCAUUGGCAUUCCGUCCCCCUCUUCGUUGUUCAAGCAUGUGGUUCCUAUGAUGCGCUCUGAGAGCAUGGAUAUCACGGAGUCUCUUGUCCUGGGGCUUGGCCGGACCAACCCUGUUGCUUUCAGAGAGCUUUUAGAGGAGCUGAACCCCAUCAUUAAAGAGGCUCUGGAGAGAAGGCCAGAGAACAUGAAGCGGCGCCGGCGUCGUGACAUCCUCAGAGUCCAGCUGGUCCGGAUCUUUGAGUUGCUGGCCGACUCAGGAGUCAUCAGCCAGAUUGGGAGUGGGGGGCUGGAUGGGGAGAGCCAUUCUCUGAACAGUACCCUGUUGGAGUAUGUAGAUCUGACACGGCAGCUGCUGGAGGCUGAGAAUGACAAAGACUCAGACACACUCCGAGACAUCCGCUCGCACUUCAGCGCCCUGGUGGCCAACAUAAUCCAAAACGUGCCAGUGCACCAGAGGAGGAGUAUCUUUCCCCAGCAGUCUCUGAGACACAGUCUGUUCAUGCUGUUCAGUCACUGGGCCGGACCCUUCAGCAUCAUGUUCACGCCUCUAGACCGCUACAGUGACCGGAACAUGCAGAUAAACAGACACCAGUACUGCGCUCUCAAAGCCAUGUCUGCGGUUCUCUGUUGCGGUCCGGUGGCUGAUAACGUCGGUCUCUCGUCUGAUGGAUACCUCUACAAAUGGCUAGACAACAUCCUGGACUCACAAGACCGCAAGGUUCACCAGCUGGGCUGUGAGGCAGUGAUGUUGCUAUUAGAACUGAACCCAGACCAGAGCAAUCUGAUGUUCUGGGCCGUGGAUCGCUGCUACACAGGCUCUCGCAGGGUCGCCACUGGCUGCUUCCGCGCCAUUGCUAACGUCUUUCAAAACAGGGAUUAUCAGUUUGAUACAGUGGUGCUACUGAACCUGAUCCUCUUUAAGGCUGCAGAUUCUUCUAGAGACAUCUAUGAAGUGGCCAUGCAGCUACUUCAGAUCUUGGAGCCGAAGCUCUUCCGCUACGCCCAUAAAGUGGAGAUCCAGCGCACUGAUGGGGUCCUGACUCCGCCUUCACCGCUGCCCCACCUCUACUCAGUAUCUUAUUACCAGCUCAGUGAAGAGCUAGCACGAACCUACCCUGAGCUCACACUCCCCAUCUUCUCAGAGGUGAGUCAGCGGAUCCAGACCGCGCACCCUGGUGGUAGACAGGUGAUGUUGCACUACCUGCUGCCGUGGAUGAACAACGUGGAGUUGGUAGACUUUAAACCGCUGCUGCGCCGACAGGAGGAGGUUGAGGAGGAAGAAAACACACGCGAACGCGAGAUGAUGGUGAACAGCCGCCGGUGGCUCCGAGGAGAGGGUUGGGGAUCUCCGCAGGCAACCACCAUGAUCCUAAACAACCUCAUGUUCAUGACUGCUAAGUAUGGAGAUGAGUUUGCGUGGUCAGAGAUUGAGAAUGUAUGGACCACGUUGGCAGAUAGCUGGCCCAAAAAUCUCAAGAUCAUCCUACACUUCCUCAUCAGCAUAUCUGGAGUCAACAGUGAGCCAAGUCUCCUGCCUUAUGUAAAGCGUGUGGUGGUCUAUCUGGGAAGAGACAAAACCAUGCAGCUUUUGGAGGAGCUGAUGACCGAGCUGGAGCUGACUGACGCUGUGAGCUCAGCUGUAACCCACAUGGAUAACCCACCGUAUUACCGUAUCACGUCCUCCUACAAAAUUCCCUCCGUCACUGGCACUGCCUCCAGCAGUAACACUAUGGUUCCUGGCCCUGAUGGCCACCGUGACAACAAGAUCAAGGAUCCCAAUAUGGAGGACAAUUAUUCUCAUUUGGAUAUCUACAGUGGGCUAAACAGCAAUCUGAACAGACAGCACCAUCGUCUGGAAUCCCGUUACAGCAGCAGCUCUGGAGGUUCCUAUGAAGAUGAGAAAAGUGACUCUAUGCCAGUUUAUGCUAACUGGCGUUUGAAGGUCAUGGAACAUAACUGUCCUGAGCCCCUUCCAUUCCCACCCACAGGAGGCUGCUGGUCUCCACUGGUUGACUAUUUGCCAGAAACCACUGCACCUGGAAUUUCCCUUCACAGGUGUAACAUUGCUGUGAUCCUGCUCACUGACCUGAUUGUGGAUCACGGAGUUAAAGUGGAAUGGAGUGCUUACCUGCAUCUUCUACUGCAUUCCAUCUUCAUAGGUUUUGACCACCAGCACCCAGAGGUCUAUGAACACUGCAAGCGCCUGCUGCUCCACCUGCUGGUUGUCCAGGGAACCAACAACAGCGUCCAAUCGCUGGCCGCUGUUCUGCUGCGCAACCGCGAGUUCCACGAGCCCAGGGUUCUCACUGUUAAACCCAUCCCUCAAGAGUUCAACCUCACAGGUGUGUCAGAGUUGGCUCCCGAAUACCAGCCUUCCCCAAUGACAGACUCUGGUUUGAGUUCCAGCUCCACUUCUUCCAGUAUAAGUCUAGGUGGCACAGCUUUGCCACACCUUCCCCACACACUCCUCAGUGAAGUACAGCUGUCUGCCGAACAGGAUGAGAAAGUUAAAAACCUCAUUGAGUUCAUCAGCUCCAGGAAGCGAGGUCCGUUGUGGAAUCACGAGGACAUGUCUCCUAAAAACACCAACAUAAAGAGUGCCGAGCAACUCGGUGUCUUCCUCAGACACGUCGUUACGGUCUUCAAACAGAGCCAGUCAGGAUUCCAGUUGGAGCAGCUGUUGAGUGAAGUGGCGUUGCAGACUGCUCUGUCAUGCUCCUCUCGCCAUUACGCCGGUCGUUCUUUCCAGGUCUUCCGGGCUCUUAAACAGCCGCUCACAGCCUCCACGCUCUCGGACGUACUGUCGCGUCUAGUGGAAACUGUAGGAGACCCAGGAGAGGAGGCUCAGGGCUUUGUGAUAGAGUUGCUGCUAACUUUGGAGGCUGGUAUAGAUACUUUGGCUGAUAACAUGAAGAACUAUGACCUGCUCACAGCAUUAUCACAAGCUUCGUGCCAUGAUCCUUUGCUAGGUACCAAGUUUGCCAUCAACAGGAAGAGCACAGGCCAGCUUAACCUGAACACGAGUGGCCUGUUGCACGCACACUAUAGCCAUAUACGCAGUAACUCGCUACGAGCCAGUCUCCUGGGCGAGCGCAGAGGCGACCGCAGGAGGAGCAACACACUGGAUGUGGCCGAGCGCUCAGGAGCCAACCACGGCAACCUGGCCCGCACGCGCAGCUUAUCGUCCCUCUGUGAGGGUGGCGUGCUGGCUGGAGGUGGAGGGGGUGGGGGUGGUCCCGGGACUGGUACAGGAGACCCUGGCCCACCUGCAGACCCCACAAACCUGCUAGCGACGCUCUUCUGGAUUGCAGCGUCGCUCCUGGAGUCGGACUACGAGUUUGAGUACCUGCUGGCACUGCGUCUGCUGAACAGGCUGUUGGCCCAGCUGCCCCUAGACAAAGCUGACAGCAGGGAGCGACUGGAGCGUGUGCAGACCAAGCUGCGCUGGUACAACUUCCCCGGCCUGCUGCAGCUGUUCCUCAAGGGGUUCACCUCCGCUGCCACACAGGAGCUCACCAUACACCUGCUGAGCAAGCUCAUCAGUGUGUGUCGACACACACUCGUGGACCCUUCACAAGUGGCAGGUUUUCCACUGAACAUCUUGUGCUUGCUUCCUCACCUGAUCCAGCACUUUGACAGCCCCACAGCAUUCUGCAAGGAGGCAGCAGACCGCAUUGCCAAAGUCUGUGCUGAGGAGAAGUCGGCCACGCUGGCCAACCUAGCGCACAUGAUGAGCCUGUACUCCACACACAGCUACUCCCGAGACAGCACCAACUGGAUCAACGUUGUUUGCCGCUACCUCCAUGAUGCUUUCGCAGACAUCACCUUUAACCUCAUAACAUAUCUAGCUGAGUUGCUAGAGAAAGGGCUACCCAGCAUGCAACAGUCGCUGUUGCAGAUUAUUUACAGCUUGCUGAGUCACAUAGAUUUGUCAGCCGCCCCUGUCAAACAGUUCAACCUCGAGAUCAUGAAGAUCAUUGGCAAAUAUGUACAGAGCCCAUAUUGGAAAGAGGCCCAGAACAUUCUGAAGUUGGUGGUGUCUCGCUCUGCCUGUUUGGUGGUACCUGAUGAGGUGCAGCGCUCCUACAGUGCCGAGUCGUCAGGUUCACCCGAAAUCACCUUCACGCGCAUCUUCAACAACGCCUCCAAAGAGCUGCCUGGCAAAACACUGGACUUUCACUUUGACAUCUCCGAGACACCCAUAAUAGGGCACAAGUAUGGAGAUCAGCGCAAUGCAGCCGGUCGUAACGGAAAACCUCAGGUCAUUGCUGUGACCAGGAGCACAUCCUCCACAUCAUCUGGGUCAAACUCAAAUGGCCUGGUACCAGUCAGCUGGAAGAGACCUCAGCUGUCCCAGAGGAGAACUCGAGAGAAGCUGAUGAAUGUCCUGUCUCUGUGUGGACCAGAGACUGGCCUGCCCAAAAAUCCUUCCGUCGUGUUCUCCUCAAAUGAGGACCUGGAUGCAGGUGACCAGCAGACCAGCCUUAUCCCCACAGUAGAGGAAGUGACACGGGAGGAGGAUGGGCAGGCAGAAGAUGCAGGAAGUGAGCAGCAGUUUGGAGUGUUCAAGGACUUUGACUUCCUGGAUGUAGAACUGGAAGACGCAGAGGGUGAGAGCAUGGACAACUUUAACUGGGGCGUGCGGCGGCGCUCUCUGGACAGCAUGGACAAAGGUGACACACCGUCAUUGCAGGAGUGCCAGUACACAGGCAGCACGCCAAGCCUCAAUCUGACCAACCAAGAAGAUACGGAUGAGUCAUCUGAGGAGGAGGUACUGAGCGCUAGCCAGAUUCUCACCCGCUCCAACCUCCUCAAUAGUGACUCUGCUACUGAUGACGCCACGUCCAAUCACUUGGAUUCUCUACAGCAAUCCCAGGAGUCUUCCAGUAGUAUCCUCACUGAGGAAGCUCUGCCCACCCCACCACUGCCCCGCCCAGACAGCCCUAUCCAUGAGACCACGCAUUCUGACAGCAAUAUGAGCCAGCUGCCUGAGGAGGCUAGCGUGAUGGCAGUGGAUGAGCUGAGCAGCAGUGUCAGUGAGGACACGGGCUUUUGCAGUGCCCCCCCUUUACCGUCAGACCCCCCAGAGCUGUGUGAGCUCCCUGACCCUCCUGAUGACCCAGACCCUGCUCCUCCACCUCUAGGCAUGGACAGUCCACCUGGAUCACUUUGUGAAGAAGAGACCGCACCGGACUCGGUGUGUGAUGAAGAUGUGACCCUAGCACUCAAGGAGCUCGAUGAGAGGUGUGAAGAAGAAGAAGCUGACUUCUCUGGCAUGUCCAGUCAGGAUGAGGGUGACGCGGAUGGUUUCCCUGAGCUCGGAUCCUCUCCACCCCCGUCUCCUUUUCUCUCUGCCAUCCUGGCAGCAUUCCAGCCCGUCACCUAUGAUGACGAGGAGGAAGCCUGGCGUUGCCACGUCAACCAGAUGUUAUCCGAUAUGGACGGAUCCUGUGCUGUCUACACUUUUCACGUGUUCUCUCGUCUCUUCCAGCACAUUCAAAGAAAAUUUGACUCAAUUACCCACACUUCAGUACGUUUUCUUGGUGACGGGCUCCAGCGAAUGGGAAACCAGUUCCUCAGUUCCCUUGAGGUCAUGACCUCCUGCUCGCAGUGCCCUACAGUCUUACUGGAUGCAGAGACUCUGGUUUCUUGUGGGCUGUUGGAGACAUUAAAAUUCAGCGUACUGGAGUUGCAGGAGCACCUGGACACAUACAAUGGCAAAAGAGAGGCAGCUGAACAGUGGUUGGAGAAUUGCAGAAAGACCUUCGGUGAUAAAGACAGCAACCGUCGACCGACCACUCAAGUUCAGCAAAUGGAAAUUCUAGCAGAGCUGGAGCUGUGUCGGAGGUUGUACAAGCUUCAUUUUCAGCUGCUGCUGCUCUUUCAGGCCUACUGCAAACUCAUUAGCAGAGUGGAAACCAUAAAGAGAGAGGCCGAGAUAACUAACAUGUCGGAGGAGCUCGCCAUUUUGGAAAGCUGUCUAAAAGAGGCGGAGUCAGUGAGCGAUGGACAGGAAGGCGUGAGCGUGUCUGCAGCAGUGCAGUCCAACACGGAGACGGCUAUCCACUCGCUGAUCGAGAGCCUCCGUGCACAAGACUUCAGUUCUGCCCUUGCACAAGUCAAAGCCUUUAGAUGCUUGUGGCCUAAUGACAUUUUUGGCAGUGAGAAGGACAAUGCAGUGCAAACCUUGCUGCAUAUCUACUUCCGUCACCAGACACUGGGUCAGACCGGUUGUGUAGCUGUGGUGGGGCCAAGCAGAGAUCUGUCUCAGGCCAGCGGUCGCCUCAUGGAGCUCAACCUGCAGAUCCGCGAGGCUUUACGCCAGGCACAGAGCUCCCAGAGCCACAUUUACAACCAAACCCCCACUCCUGAGACCCAGAUCAACGCACACAAUACAGUCCUCAGCUCAGGACUGUGAAAAAACCUGCAAGUCAAAGGUCUAGGCUAGUGAGUGAGCUCCAGCAGCGAAGGAGCAGAUGUAUGGUGUCUUUAGUGGGAGCAGCUAAGGGCUGGGGUAUUUCUUGACACUUCACCUUAAAGGGCUAAUGGAUGUAUGUAUGUGUGUGUGUGUGUGUGUGUGUGUGUGUGUGAGGAUAAUAUUGACUUUAACUGUGCUACAGACACACAUUCCUUUUCCUCUUCUUUUCCUUGCCAUUUAUUUUUGUUCUUUCUCUGAAAUAAUGUGCAACAGCUGUGUAAAGCACUGAUGACCAGACUGAGGAAGAGAUAUCGGGCGAUGAUGAUGCUAAACUGGAAAUUUUAGCGGAACGACCUAUGACCUCUGUGUCAAAAAAAAAAAAAAAGACCUGUGUCUAAAGCACUGGGAUCGUAAGGGUUGUUUGGUGAUGGUUGCUAUGGAAAGUCAUAUUUUACUCAUCGAACACAAAACAGUAAGUGCAUAAAAGUUUUCAAAUGCAUGCUCGAAAGUGAGAAAGCACUGCAAGAAAUAUUUUUUGAGAAAUCUAUUUUUUAUUAGAGCUAACAAUCCUAGGUUGUAAAUGUAAAGGGUAUUUAAUGUAUAAUUGAGAAGCUAGGGCUCGGCCCUCGGACUCCUGUAUAAAGAGAGGAAUAACUUUAUUGACCUGCAUUGAGCAGAAACUUUAGCUUUCACUGGGUUGCUCUAACAAACUCGUACUCUAUAACCAAAUAAGUAGCUGCCUGUAGACAACCGUAGACUCAUGUGUCAGCGUGUGUGGAGGCAUCUGUGUGUGAGAGCGUGAGAGUGUUUAUGUAUGGCUGAUCUUUGCACACACACUCUCACAUGCACAUUAGCACAUUAAAAUGCACACACAUUUGUGCAAACUGGCUGCAACUCAUUAUGGAAAUGUCAAUAACUUAUUGUACUCUGUAUAUAUUUUAGAAAAAUGUAUAGUGUAAAAGCAGUAUUUUUCCCCUUGUACAUUUGUGUAAUGCACUGUUCAACCAGAAUAGAGUAUGAAGCUAAUGCAAAAAAAGGUCAAAAAAUAAAUCAAUAAAAAUUGAAAAAAAAAAAAAGCUGUAACAGUCACUAACAAACCUCUCUGCCCUCGGAUACGCAAAUUUAAUUUUCAGCUUUUUCUUUUAACCAGCAAGCGUGGCUGGGAGCAGAUGAUGGGCCUCGUCCGUUCCCAUCAUUCUGAUGCUCUGUUGCCUUUUCCCAGCUGUGCUUGGACAUAUGCAUUCCUUAAUCUCCACUGUGAUCUUCACAUUGGCUCGCAGUCUUCUGCUGACGCCAUGCUUUAAAGUCCCUGCCGAGGGGGGAAACUGGGGGCCGGUGGUCAUCCAUGUUGGCUCGGUGUAAUCUCCCAGACUCAGGGCUGCACUGAUGAUAGCUCUGCUGCGCUUUUUUUCAAAAGCACUGUGCUUCUUUUCUGCUUGACCACAACACGAAGCGCUGGGCCAGCGUUUAUUUACAGCGUUGGAGGGACAUGAUAAUGUCACGGCACAUUUUUAUUUUUUAAAUUAGUCACUGUAUUCAUUCCUUAGAAAACUUCUCUCUGUUGCUUGUCUGGUACAUUUUUGGAUGCUGUUCUUAAUUAUUUAAUGGUUAUAUUAUUUACCUGGAGAAAAUAGUUUUUAUUUAGAGGUGCAUUAUCCAGUUUUUUGAUCAUGUUCCUUUUUUGUUUGUUGGUUUGUUUUUAUUUUUCCUCGGUCAUCUCACUCACCUGCCUUACCCUGUCCUGAUUUAAAUAAAAAGCAAAUUGAACACA
Molecule: messenger RNA, 11700 nt
Organism: Neoarius graeffei (lesser salmon catfish)
Lineage: Eukaryota; Metazoa; Chordata; Actinopteri; Siluriformes; Ariidae
Gene: fryl
Product: furry homolog, like
Exons: 62
Coding region: 426-9929 (3167 amino acids)
Biological process (GO): cell morphogenesis; neuron projection development
Cellular component (GO): site of polarized growth; cell cortex
Source: RefSeq, a predicted model, not a curated record